Molecule: messenger RNA, 369 nt
Organism: Geodia barretti
Lineage: Eukaryota; Metazoa; Porifera; Demospongiae; Tetractinellida; Geodiidae
Source: the annotation of a GenBank genome assembly
UCCCUAGGCCUUCAAAACAUACUAGCAAUAGUCUACGGGCCCAUAUCUACCUAUACGUGUCCCCCAAGAGCUCAUACGCACCUUCAGUCGUCCACGCGAGAAUUCGCUCAUACGCGAUUUCACGAUUUUCGUGUCAUCAUAUUCUUCAUCUUCUUCUUCUUCUUCUUCUUCUUCUUCUUUAAACCCGCUAUCUCCUUACCAGUACCAGUUCAAGCAGUGAUUUUUUCACUGAAGGUCUCCAAUUUUGCCGGAGGUGUGCACGGACAUCAAGCGAUCGUUUCUUUCUUGCCGCUAGUCACUACGGUAGAUCAUGGAGCUCUUCCAUGGUCGACCAGAACAACGCCAUUUGCUGCUUACUCAGCAUCAGUG